CUUGUCUGCACGGUACGAAUAAACGAUCUAUACCGUAUACUAUUAAAACAAAACUGUGUUUGUAAAAUAUGAUUUUAAUUGACUUUUGGAGUUUGUUAUGUUUAUGUACUUUAUGAUAUAAAAGUGAUGGAAAUUAAAUGAUAACUAACCAUUUCCAUUCUUUACCUUUGACCUUUUGCGACCACGUGAUCUACAAAACAGUGAUGACCUCUCUCCUGCUUGCUAGCUGUAGCUAACUCCUGCUAACACUUCACACAAUGGACCAAUCUAAACAAGAGAAGGAAUAUGGAUACGAGUUAUUCCCGGAGAGAAACACGGGGCCUAAGAAAGAGAAAUCAUUCGUAAAGUCCCUGUUCACUUCCCAAUUCAAGUGUGAGAUCAUGUUGAAGCUCGCAAUGGAAACCAGUCCGUACGCCAAACUGCUCCUCAGUGCCAUGAACAGCUCGGGAUGCAAGGUUAUCAGAGACCGGCAUUUUGCCUGUGAAGAUUGUGAUGGGUCGGUGAGCGGGGGCUUUGACGUGGCGUCUUCUCAGAUCGUUUUGUGUCAGAACAACAUCCACCAGCAGUCCCACAUGAACAGGGUGGUCACACACGAGCUCAUCCAUGCCUUCGACCACUGCCGGGCCCACGUGGACUGGUUCAACAACCUGAGGCACCUGGCCUGCUCUGAGAUCCGGGCGGCUAACCUGAGUGGAGACUGCUCCUUCAGCUCAGAAGUGUCCAGAUUUAACUUCGGCAUGAAGCAGCACCAUCAGGAGUGUGUCAGAGACCGCGCCCUUCGCUCCAUCCUCGCUGUGAGGAAGAUCAGCGCGGAGGAGGCGCAGAAAAUAGUGGACGAAGUGUUCGACUCGUGUUCCAACGACCACGCUCCGUUCGGAAGAAUCCCGCACGGCUCCAAGGACGCAGAGUUCGCCUACAGAGAUCAUGAGAGCAGAGAUCGAUAUAAUGCAAACCUUUAGUGUGCUCACUAGGACACUGAGGAAAGUCUGGCAGCAUCGAGGGGCAGCGUGUCGGACACCAUCUAAUCCCCUCACCAGGGAUCUUCUCUAAGUGAUGCGUCCUUGGAACAGAAGAGCAAAGGAAGUAGUUUCAGUGCAUUUCAUAACCUACCUUCUUUUUGUUAAACUAAUCCUCUACAAAGGGAAGUCUAUACGUCAUUUGUUUUUUAUUGAUCAAUAGAUGCUUUGAAGGAAACACAGGAUUAAUGUUUCGUCCGUGGAUGUUUGCUGGAACCACCUUGAGCUUGCAGGAUGUAUUCCACUGUUUGCGCCUCGUCUUUUUGCCACAUUGACAUCCACUCAUUUCCUGUAAACAUUGUGAUUAAAUGAGAGCAAAUCAACCUGAGUUUGAAAACAAUCCGAGACCUUCAAAAAGUUAGUUAUUUGUGAGGACAAGAACUCAACCUCAGGACAAAAUGUUUAUAUCAUGACUCGCCAACAAAGCGUAAAUAUGCUGAUCAUAACUCAAUGCUGUGUAAUCCCCCAGAGAGGAAAUGAAAGCGAGUUUAGAUUAGAGUGAGGAAAGCUCUUCCACAACAACACGGGUCACUCCGCUCACAUCUGCGCGUCACUGUAAAAUGUCACUGCUGACAUCUUUAUUGGACAUUAGCAUUUAGAGAAUCUUCUAUCCCUCCUCUGAGAUUAAUGAGGGAGCAAGUUAUACAGGAUUUAGCCUCAUAAUCCCCCCCCCCACCACUAUCUCCAAGACAACACCCUCUGCAUUAUAAUCACAGUGCGUGUGUGUCUGCUGCCGGACUGGAAUAAGCCACUUAUCUCAGCACACAAGAUGAGUGUGUGGGACGACGAGCAAAGUGGAUCCAUUCUGGAAGGUUAAUGAUGAACGCAGCCUCGAGGCAGUGGGAUUCAUGUGACAUAAGAACACAACAGAAGAGAAUCAUAUUUAUUCACAAGUUGGCUAAAUAAAGAAAUGGUUUUAAA
Molecule: messenger RNA, 1937 nt
Organism: Gymnodraco acuticeps
Lineage: Eukaryota; Metazoa; Chordata; Actinopteri; Perciformes; Bathydraconidae
Gene: atp23
Product: ATP23 metallopeptidase and ATP synthase assembly factor homolog
Exons: 6
Coding region: 258-959 (233 amino acids)
Biological process (GO): mitochondrial protein processing; mitochondrial proton-transporting ATP synthase complex assembly
Cellular component (GO): extrinsic component of mitochondrial inner membrane
Molecular function (GO): metalloendopeptidase activity
Source: RefSeq, a predicted model, not a curated record